CAUUACUCCAAGAGGAGGGCAAGUAAAUCCAUUGCAGGUAAUCCAAGAAUUCUGAUGUGGAAUAUUUAAAAUGUACUGCUUGGUAGACUAAUAUAUUAUUUUAUAGAUGCCUGUUUAAGAGGGCAGUGCCUGUCUGUCUAGGAUCCUAUGUAAAUAUAUUUUAUAUCUUUCAGCAACCACAAAUAAGACUGCUCCAUGGCAUUAAGGUAAGCAGAUGAACCUGUCAAGUUUUGGGGUGAAUGGGCUAAGGAGGUGGGACACUGAAAAAGGGUACAUUGUCACAACAGAAAGUCUUGUUUAUCCCAAAAGCAUCAAAGCAGGUUGGGUAAUGCAAAAAAACAAGAUCAGGAAGGCAAAAAGUCAGUGCUGGUGGCACAGAUUACAGUCAAGAGCAAGCAAUCAGCACACAGGAAAUCACUGAAUGAGCGUUGUCUGUGUCACACAGGUUUACACACACGUAAUAUAUUAAAAAAUAGUACAAGCGCUAAUAAUCCAACUAACAAGAUAAAUAUAGACAGCAAACACUGAUAAAAAGGGAUACUCUCAAUUCCAUGAAGGAUAAAGGAGCAAAAUAUAAUGUAACUAGUACAGGUUGCACCAAAAUAUAAGAAAAUAGGAAAAUUCUGGAAAAAGGACCAAAAUAUUCACAGUACUGCCAGGUGGUAUUGCUUCGUGCUUUGGUGUUUCAUGGACACAUGAAAAACUCAACUAAUACCUGAGCAGGGAACUGAGUGAAAGAAUACUUUUAUAAGAUGGUGGGAGGUGACACGCCUACUAAGGGAAAUGUCAGAGCAUCUAUAGUACUGGGGAGUGACAACAAGUCUACACACUGCCAGCAAAUGUACACCAUGAUGGUUGCCACCUUAAAACCUUUUUUAAUAUGCUAAUCCUUUAAUCAAGUAUUGAAAGGAAAUAGAUUUGUUUAAUUAAAUGAAGUAAUUAGGAAAUCUUGUCCCUGCCUUUAGAGUAUGACAGGAUCCUUCAGCCAUAUACAUUCACCUUGCGUCAAAAAGUAUUUCACAGUUAUUCACUAAAGUCUUAGUGGCCAUGUACUGAAUGGGACAAAAAACAUCCAUCUGCGUUCGUAGCUAUCUGGACUGCAAUAACUGGAUUUUUCAAUUCAGACCCUAAGCAGGACAGAUUUUUUCCCAGAUUUCAGUUGCACUGAACACCUAGUCUGAAUGCUUCAAAUCUGGUCACAGAUUAUAAAUAAUCUGAACUAUUAGCAAAAACACACAGUGGCAAGAGGGUCAAUUAUAUGGGAGGACUAAGCCCACCUCCUUAAUAUUAUUCAUGUGGAAUGCCGAAUGGGCAAAAAAGCAAGUAAAUUAUAUUUUGCAAAUGUGCAUACUGCUGGGUGCAUUCUGUUCCGUAUUCUGUAAAACCGGUGCUUUGUGAAUAUUUUGAAUCUUAUAAUUGUAGGCCAACCACACCGACCAUAUUUGGCUUUAGUAACGCUGCAAAAUAGAUUUGCCACUUGGCAGAUUAGUCAGGUACUACAGGUGCCUAUUUAUUAAGGAUGCCUACCCAGACUACAAAUGUGUGCUUUUUUCCUGUUUAAUAUUGCUACCUGGUAACUGCUUUUUUCAUGGAGGGAAUAAGAGAUGCACUUAGUGAGUCUUUCAAAACUUUUACUAGGCAACAAAUGACUGUUUUUUUUGCAGGAGAUGUAGAGUGUGCCUCACAAUUUUAUACCUACAGACACCUGAGAUGUAAACCUGGCCCUCUGUGUUGGUGGCAAACAAAUUUAUUGUAUUUUUUUAAAUCUGUGGGACAGGUGCUGCCUGAGAAACUGAAUCUGAAUUCAGAACUGAGUUUCACUAAAAGAAAUGUCAGUUCAUUUGAGCUAGGCCGGCAUUACAUUUGUUUGUCUAAUUUGUUUUGUCAUAAUUACUUGUUUCUUUUCAAACCCUUAGGACAGUUGCAUUAUCUAUCGGUUCUUUAUAAAUUGAAAAAAAUUAUAAAUUAGAUCUCAUCUCUGUCUUGUUUGCGUUCUUGUUGACUAGGGCUACCACUUUACAAUUUAUUUAUUUUGGCGUGCUUAUGAAUACUACAUUUUGUGGGAAAAGAGCUUGAAAGUGCUCUCCUGAAUAAAAGUCAAAUUCAUAUGCUUUCAUUGUGAAAUGUGAUUAUUUGGGAUUGUAGUUUUGAAUAAUGAAUUAAUUUCACAAUGAGAGCAUAAUAGGUCCACAUUCUUUAGUGUGACUGUAACGGAUCACCUGGCACCCCGACUGGGUACCUCCGUUGAAGGAUGCUCCUAGCGCUUCCUGAGGACUCCAAGCACUGCAGCAGACACCACAACCACCGAACCGGAGAAGCAUACGAAUGCUCUCAAGCAUCUGAAUGCUGUAAGCAGCUGAACAGGAAAAGCAUACAAUCAGCUUACACUCCUGGCAAUCAGCAUACAAUCCAAUUCCCCCAAUAACGAGACGACACUUUGUUUUGAGGGUCAAGCAGAACUGACUGUACUGGCACAUACAGCCUCUUUUAUUCACAAUCCACAAGUACUGCCCACAGGGUUUUGAAAUACAACCAAUCAAUCCUUACAAUACACACAGACCCUCCCACACAAAAUCCCCCCCUCUGCCUGUGAUAUGAUUACUGGACACAAUGGUUAAUAUAAUUAUCAUAGGCAGAGAAAUACAGUAUUAUAAAACAUAUCACAGGGACCCCAAAACAUGCAAUAACCCCAUAAAAUAUAUCCUCGGAACUGGGGGAUCUGGGUGAACCACAUAUCCAAAAUUCACCCAAAUCCGUUCAGUAGUUGGGAAGAUGCAGUUUAAUGCAGAUUCCGCAGAACAUAUACAGGCUAUAUGAAAAAUAUUUACUGUAUAACAUGUCCCCUGUUGUAUAGUUUAAAACUACUGAACGAUGUCUUCGUGCACCAAAUACUGGCGAGAUGGCACCGUGUAGAAAAGUCCAAACAGUGUCUGUGAGUUAAAAUGGCCGCCAUCCAUUGUUCUCACCCAGGGCCAGAUUAAGAGCCACGUGGGCCUGGUGCUGACAAUUAUGACGGGCCUAAUUAAAGAAUCAUAUCGACCAAAACCAGUAAAACACUCCCAAGCAUCAUGUAUCUGAUGGAGAUGGUGCUGGAGAGAAAGAAAACAGCAGCUAUAAGAAAACACAUACCCUAGGCUAAUCUCUCUCUAAUUUAUGUUUUCAUCUUUCAAGUAAAUCCAUAACCCCUAACAGCAGUGUUCAGUCAAGCAGGAAGUCAAUGGGCUGGGUAAAAGGGUGUGCCACUGACACAAAUCACGUAACCUGCCAAAAGGGGCGUACAUGCCCAAAAAGAGGACAUGUCUGCUCAAAGAAUUAGAAGGCCAGCCUGGCAUGAAUGCAUGUCAGGCUGCCUGCCAAUCAUGCAGCUGGCCAACUAAGGGCAUACUAUGCAGACAGCACCCUGAGCUUGGCAUAAAUGCAUCUAAUGAUGCGCUCACUCAAUGCUUUCUAAGGACUGUCCCCUAGCACUCGCUAGUCCACUUGUCUCCUUACCUUCUUACUAGCAGGCAGAAGCUCCUGGUAUAUGGUCUGGGACAGAGAAAAGCUGUAUGUAGUGAGUGUAGAAGAAAUGGAACAUGCCACAGUGUUAGAGAGACCAAAGUCAGCAGUACCUUAAAGGAUCACUAUAGGGUCAGGAACACAAACAUGAAUUCAUGACCCUAUAGUGUUAACACCACCAUCUAGCCCCCCUGGGCCCCUCAUGCCUCCAUAAAUAUAGCAAAAUCUUACUAUAUUCAAGCCGAAGCUGUAACUCUGCAUGCUGUUAGACUCAUAAAAACAAGCAGUCUGCUGACAUCAUUAGAAGUGGUGGCCUAAUCCAAUCAUAGUGCUUCCCCAUAGGAUUGGCUGAGACUGACAAAGAGGCAGAUCAGGGUCAGAGCCAGCAUGAUUCAAACACAGCCCUGGCCAAUCAGCAUCUCCUUAUAUAGAUGAAUUUAAUUAAUGAAUCUCUAUGAGGAAAGUUCAGUGUCUGCAUGCAGAGGGAGGAGACACUGAAUGUUUGGAUGCAUUUUAGGCAGCCAUGACCCAGGAAGGAUCUCUAACAGUCAUCUAAGGAGUGGCCAGUGAAGUUAUCACUAGGAUGUAAUGUAAAGACUGCAUUUUCUCUGAAAAGACAGUGUUUACAGCAAAAAGCCUGACGGUAAUGAUUCUACUCACCAGAACAAAUUCAAUAAGCUGUAGUUGUUCUGGUGACUAUAGUGUCCCUUUAACUAUAUUCAUUGUCAGCUAGUCCACACAAGUUUUGUUCCCAUACAUCCCACUUAAGUUUCCAUAGUUAAGUAAGAGUAUGUGAAAAGUAGUUAGGGUUGCCACCUUUCUUGGAAAAAAAAAGGAGUGACAUAAGAGAAAAUGCUGUAAAAUCACCAAAAAAAAACUAUUAGUUUGAUUCUGCUGUAUAGAUGGAUUCCUCCCAGUGCCCCCGUGUCUCCCAGUGCCCCCAUGACUCAGUGCCCCCAUGUGUCCCUAUGUAUCAGUGUCUCAGUGCCCCAUGUCUCCCAGUGUCCCCUUGUGUCGUGUCCCCAGAUCUCCCAGUGAUCCUGUGUAUCACAGUGUCUCAAUGCCCCAUGUCUCCCUGUGUCCCCAUGUAUCCCAGGGUCACCAUGUCACUAGGACACUAGGAAGACGGGGAGACCUGGGGACAUGGGGAGACCUAGGGACACAGAGACACAAGUGACACUGAGAGACUAGGGGACUCUGGCUGGGACACAUGGGGACAAUGGGAAAAUAAGGGACACUUGAAGACAUGGGGACACAGACACCAGGGACACAGACACUAGAGACACUGGCUGGGGGACAUUGAGACAUGGGGACACUGAGACACCAGGGCCACAGACACAAGGGACACUAGCUUGGAGACAUGGGGACAUUGUGACACUUUAGGCAAUGAGAGACAUGGAAGCACUAUUAGACAUGGGGACAGUGAGACACUGGCAGACUGGGAGACUAGGGGUCACUGGGAGACAAGGGGACACUGAGACACCAGGGACACUGGCUGGGCUGUGUCCCCAUGUGUCUGUGUCAUAAUAUCUCCCAAUGCCCCUUAGUGUCUCAGUGUCUGCCAUAAUAUCUCCCAGUGCCCCUUAGUGUCUGCUUAAUUCUAGUGUCUGCCAUAAUGUCUCCCAGUGCCCCUUAGUGUCUCAGUGUCUGCCAUAAUGUCUCCCAGUGUCCCUUAGUGUCUCAGUGUCUGCCAUGUCUCCCAAUGUCCCUUAGUGUCUCAGUGUCUGCCAUAAUGUCUCCCAAUGCCCCUUAGUGUCUCAGUGUCUGCCAUAAUGUCUCCCAAUGCCCCUUAGUGUCUCAGUGUCUGCCAUAAUGUCUCCCAAUGCCCCUUAGUGUCUCAGUGUCUGCCAUAAUGUCUCCCAAUGCCCCUUAGUGUCUCAGUGUCUGCCAUUAUGUCUCCCAGUGUCCCUUAGUGUCUCAGUGUAUGUCUCCUCGCAGCCUUUCCCCCAUCCCUUACUUUCCUGAGCUGUAGGCUGUCUCUGCAGGGUGGAAGUUGCUGUCUGGACUCUCUGUAGCUGCACCCCUGCAGAUCAGUGUAGGCAGGCAGGCAGGGAGGGAUAUGCUGGAACUUCCUAUCCCUGCCUGUCUCCACACACAGCGACCCCUACUGGUCAGUGCUGGUAUUGCAUAGUAAUCUCUUGUUUAUACUGAGAAAAAUACCAGCAUUUGUAUUGCCAGUAUCACUGCAAUAAAAGCCAAGUGGAAUCCCUAAGAGUAGUGUGUAAAACAAAAACAAAAAAAACAAAAAAAUGAAUUUUUUUUAAAUCAAUGGGCCUAUUCCAUGGGCCUGGGCCUGGAGCUGCAGCUCCAUCAGCCCCUAUGUUAAUCCGGCCCUGUUCUCACCAUGUGCUUCAUCCAUUGUUCUCACCAUGUGCCUCUGAUACAUGAAAUGGUGGCCACCCAGUAACUCCACAGCAUGUCCCCAGAUAGUUCUUAAAGGGCCAGCAGCAUAAUAAAAUACAAUAUGCCCAAAUACUGUAUUUAAAGGGCCAAAUCUCACAGGGCCAUAGUCGGCAGGCAGGAGGCGGGCAAACAGGCUUAUCCAAAGCCCAGUGGCGAGGUUGGUUUCGCCACAGUGACACUAUUAAUCCUCACCUUAAAAAUGAAGACUCUAAAAGAACCCUUCUCUCUCACCGAACACAAUUUUCAGUAAAUGUCAAAUAGAAAAUUCAGUAUGCUGCUAGCAAACGUCAGGCAUAUAUUGGUUUCUGAUCGAACUGGCACAUGAAGAUGAAUGCAAAAUAAUUCAGUUUCCAUUUACAGGAAAGAUUGUCAUAGUUUGAUCUCAGUCUCAAGCUUCCAGCUGAUAUUUGAACAAAAACAAAAAAGCAAGGCAUUUCAUGAAGAAUUUGAGGUGAGAUAUCAAAUGUGUGGAAAAAAAACUUCACUGUGACACUUUGGGUGAUAUUUACUUGACAAGGUAGGGAAUAUGCACAGAAUUUACAUUAGCACUCUAGACACUAGCUCUGAGCUGGUUAACGAUGCCCCUUAGAUGUUGCCACAGAUGGAGUUAGUCCAAAGGGAUUAAAGCAGUUAUGGUGCUUGGAGUAUCCCUUUAUCAUAAAUAUGGUGUGAAAAAUCUAAUUAAAUGUACAAAUCCACACAAUCCUAUAAAUGCCAUCCUUGAACGUAGUGCCUCCAUCUUAUACAUAUACUAUUAAUACAAAUUAAGUAUGCUUUGACACUAUCAGAGAACUGGAACUCGCAAAAAGAAUAUAUAAGGAUCAGAAGAGCUCACCACUGUGCCAGCAAAGGUAACACGUUGAAAUGGGAAUAAACUUUAUUGAAAUUUUAAAUAUUAAAAAUAUUAAAAAAUAUCUGAACUUGAUUACCCACCUACCUCACCCCCACACAGCAUAUCCUACUUGCAGAAUGCAUUUGGCAACAUUUAUUUUUUAAAUUACAAUCCUAUACUUUAUAUAGGGUUUAUAGGGUUUGGAUGCAUAAAGCACUUAUUAUAAUCUGGUCACCAAAUCUAUCCGUCCAACUGGUGCAGAUUUGGUCGGUAUGCCGAAUACAAACGGAGUGAGCUAUAGUAAAUAUAAGAAUUGGCAUUCUGAUUGUAAUUCACCCUUUUCAUCAGAUUUUAUCUGAAUUGAUAAAAUCCUGCAUUUAGCAAAUAACCCUGUAGAUUUUCCAUGUCAUCUCCAAACAAUAAAUUGUGUUUAGAAAAUGUUUGACAACACAGUCAUUAAAUACACACUCUCCAUGCUCAGAAAUCUGAAACUGAAAAUAGUUAUAGUCAUGUUUGUGUUCUUUAGAUUCAGGUAUAACUUAGAAACAAAACUUUUUUUAAAAUUAUUCUCAAUUCACUCUAUUAAUAUGGUCAAUAAUAGCACUCUUACUGUUUAUGAAUUACAACUCUCUAUAAAUUCAGAAUUUUCCAAGAAAACUGGGACUAAUAAUAACUUGUAUUUAUAUAGCUCCUAUCUCCCUGUGGGACUCAGAGUGCUGUUCAGCACACACUCUCGUAAUAAACCAAAUCAGCAGCUGAAUUGUAAUAGAUAUUAUUAUUACCCAAUUGAAGGUACUCAUUUUUUCAACCUUGGAAGGAUGAAAGGCUGAGUUGACCUUGCCAGGAUUUGAACCUGUGACCUUGCAUUUUUGAACAGGCUUUGUAGUCAGGGAAUUGAUCUACUGAGACACCUCACUUGCCAAUAAUGUUUAUAUUUCUACUUCUGCAGGAGUUGAAGGAGGUUGGAAACAGCCAUCCAAAGAUUGAAGCAGAACUUCCAGUUAAUGCACUGAAGAAUCGAUAUCCACAUAUUCUACCAUGUGCGUAACUUUUGCAUCAACAAAAGUGUAUCCUGUAAUUAAUUGCAAAUGCUUAACAUUGAUUAAAAGGUUACUUCAACCAACACAUAGUGUUUUCAUAAAACACUGGUUUUGUUAGAGUAACACUUUUUGUGUUUGUCCCCCACUCAUUAAAAAUAAAAAAUUAAAUAAAGCUAAAACUCACCUCUAUCCAAUGGUCAAGUGAUCCCUGCAGCCAGAUCCGCUACAGCUGAUGUCACUCCUCCCCACUAUUGGGGGUAGGAGUGCAAGUUGAGGGGAGGUCAUGGGUGGCACUGAGGGAUGGGAUGUGCCGCCAUUGGAUGUCUGAAGCCAGCACACACAGCAAGCUGGUACCAAAUACCAAAUUUGCGCAAGAUUAACAUUUGCCACUUUGAAUGCUUGUUCCCGGCUGUCUAAUGACGCCCCAGUGGAGUUACACCUCUGGCAGCAGAGCAUAUAAACUUAGUAUGUACAGAAAUUCAUAGCAAAACAUUGCACAUACAGACUCCAGGAACUAUGGUGCUUUGAGUAACCCUUUAACAAACAGAACACUCAUUGCCAUGGCUGUGGUAGAAGAAGAGCCUAUAGCUAGGUCUUUGAGGAUCCAAUAAUAUCUGCAAACCAGUGCAUUGCAUUAUAAUGCACCUCACAAAUGUAAAAAAAAAUUUGUGUGAACUAAACAGGAUAACGGAUAAAUACGAAGUUCUACAUCUGACAUUCCCUGUAUUAUUAUCAACAAUCUUUACUCAACUGCAGAACUUUACAAAAUACGUUUAUGAAAAUUAGGGCUAUUCAAUUAAGUGAGAAUUCAAAGUGAAUUUCAAAUGUAAGAUAAAAAUACCAAAACUGGAAAAAUUCUAUAAGUCAUAGAAACACAGAAACAUAGAAUGUGACGGUAGAUAAGAACCAUUCGGCCCAUCUAGUAUUCCCAAUUUUCUAAAUAAUUUCAGUAAUCAGUAAUAUUUUCAGUUCAGCUACUCUUAAAUUUGAAAUUUACUUAGAAUUCCUACUUUAGUAAAUAAUUCCAUAUGUAUUGUUAAAAAUAUAUUUUGUCGGGGGACGGGGCCUGACCACUGAGAGCAGAGGACGCAAACCUGUAUAGCUCCUGCUCUGACGCCCUAAUUAAGUGGAUUUCAGCCAUCAAAACGGGACCUAAUCCGCCCAAAAAGGCCACCAGGCGGAAGGUGACGGACAGGGGCACACAAUCAUGCCACACAUGCGACAAUUUCGGCAUAACUCACCUGCUCUUCCUAUGAAGCCCACACGCGUGGUCAGCGUGAGGGAGACGGCUGCUCCCCCGCUGACAUUUAUGGCUGAAAAGCAGAGACCAGACCCUCGUUCCCCCCCCUAUAGACCAGUGGGGGUUAUCCCGGUCCACCCUCGGGAAGCCCUGGUACAACCCGGCAAGAAUGCUGAGGCGACACAGGGGCCUGCAACAAGCGGUGGCACUGCACCCAAAAUGGCCGGUGCAGCGUGCUCCUCUAUCACUCACAGCGAGCAGCCAGAGGUCUCGCUCAAGCUGGACAAGGCCUUCCAAGUUUUCUGGGAGAAGCUGGAAGCUCUUCUGUUCCCGAUGGACCCAGAGAAAGUGCCUGAAACCCGGCCACACACUCACCCAAGCAGAGUCAAAUGGGAGAAGUCACAGACACCUCAAGCACCGAGCCGCCCAGAAAGACAGAAGCAGUGGGACAUUAGCAGACAGCAGGAGACCGGAGAUGCAUCAUGGAAGCAACAGGUGCAAAACGACAGCCCCUUGGAACCGGCAAGUAAUCGUGCGGAUGCACAUCAGCCCGCCAUCCCACAAACCUGAUAACGAGGGCCCAUCACCAAGAGGCCAGAACUACCUGACUCACAGUCCGCUGGCGCAGACAUGCACCUUACCCAUACAAGGCAUAGGCUGACCGGCAAAACGGGAAAGAGUAUUAUUCUAGUGUAUUGACGAUACCCACUACCCACAAGCUGAUCGGACACUCACUCUACUAUGCAGCUCCAUCCAAGGGGGUUUAUUUUUCGACAACAAGACUGUCAUUCCCCACCGCACACCAAAACCCCCCUGGACUGCCCAGUUCUGCCCCUUGCCGCAUUUUUCCAGUGACUCCCUGGGACAUGCCACUCCAUAUGCCCUAACUUAAUGACUAAGCCUGCCCACAUACACUAAGCGGUGAACCUAAUGAUUUUGCCUAACACAUAAAUAUAAAAUUGUGCAUGUACUUUAGAAAUCCCAACUGUUACAGCUAUGUAUUAAACACGCUGGAGGAUUGCCGUUGGGGUACCUCACGCGCAUAUGUUAAACUAAUAUGCACUACAAAAAUAAAAAAUGUAAAAAAAAUAUAUAUAUAUAUUUUGUCAAGGAAGAUUAUCUAUAUCUCAAAUAUUUCAGGUUUCUCUUAUAUCUCCUCCCCAGAUGAUCAUUCCCGGGUGAAGCUGACACUUAUGAAUGGAGAUCUGAAUUCUGGAUAUAUCAAUGCAAAUUACAUAGCGGUGAGAGCUACUUAUUGAUAUAGUGUGUUUGUGUGAUAUCCUCGGGAAUACUUGCACCUUAAAUUGAGUCUUGAUUAAAUGCAUACAUUGAGCAGUGCAUGCUGGGAGAUAAAAGUAUCCAGAGCCAGAUAAGUUGCAUUGGCACUAUAGCUUAGACCCAUACUUGUAUCGAAAGAGAUAUCUGUCACAUCUGUCUGUGUGCCUCUCUAUCUUCUAUCUUCAUUGCUAUAGUUCUUGUUGCCUCAUCUUGUGCAUGGCAGAUCCUGCGAGUUUAGCAGGCAAAUUCAGAUAAAAAUAGUUGGAAGGCAAUGUAGUGUACAUCUGGCCUGCACACCACCAGCUUUACACAUGAGCCUUGUUUUUAAUAAUAUCACACAGCUUUCUAAUGGCGUAGUUUACAAUUGUUAUUUAUGCAGGGUUUCAACAGAGCCACUGAAUAUAUUGCCACAGGCCCCCACACCGUUGUCUAUUCAUGACUUCUGGCGUAUGAUCUGGGAACAGAAAGUGAAGAAUAUAGUGAUGCUCACAGUAUGUGAGGAGAAAGGGAAGGUAUGUCAUAUAGCUCAUCUAUAUUCAUUUGCAUGCAGUAACUCCCUUUACACCCAAUGUAUAAAAUUGUAGUGAUCAAUUAAAACAGUGCAAAAUUAAAGGGACUGUCCAGCCAGGGAACCAAAUCUGUUUUCCUGGCACUGCAGAAUCCUGUAGUGCCUCCCUCCUUCCCACCUCCCAUCCCAUGUUGCUGAAGGGGUUAAAACCCCUUCAGUGACUUAUCUGAAUUGAGCGCUGAGUCAGUGCUGGGUCAGGCUUUGGCCCACGCUCCUCCAGCGCCGACCUCAGGCAAUGGCGGCGCGCGCAUAUUAGACCUCCCCAUAGGAAAGCAUUAUUCAAUGCUUUCCUAUGGGGAUUCAGGCAACGCUGGAGGUCUUCAUGCAAAGCUUGAGGACAUCCAGCGUCGUUUAAAACACUUUUCGUGUUUUAUAAAAACUGCAAUAAUUACACUUGCUGGGUUAAGGGUGAUGGGAGUUGGCACCCAGACCACUCCAUUUGGCAGAAGUGGUCUGGGUCCCUAGAGUGUCCCUUUAACUAGGGCCACGGAAUGAGGCACCUGUUACAGGGUUUUGCACCCCUCCCUGUUUGUGCUCCCCUAACUCAUUCCAUGGUCCUAUUUAAAGGAAAACUAUAAUGCCAGGGGAAAAAAGCUCCCUAUAAUGCCCUACUCCAUCAUGUCCCCUCCCCUUAAAAACACUUUCUGUCACUUACCUUUUUCCAGUGCCAAUAUCCCUCAGCACUGGUUCAGGCUCCACCUCCUCUCGACCUCUAUUUACUAUGGGGAUUUGGGUGAUGCUGGAUGCAUAGCGUGAGGACGUCCAGCGUCAAGCAACGGAAUUCCCUCCAGUGCCCCUUGGUAGGCAGCCACUAGAGGUGGAUUUAACCCUGUAAUGUAAUUAAUGCAAUAAUUACCAUUGUAGUGUUAAAGGACCUAGGACACUGCAUCCAGACUACUUCAAUGAGCUGCUCUGGGUGCCUAUAGUUUCUCCAGGCCCACCAUCAGGGGGUGACAACCUUGAUGUAUGUAUGUCUGUAUGUAUGCAUGUAUGCUUGUAUGUAUGUAUGAAUGUAUGUAUGUAUGUAUAUGUAUGUAGGUGUCUGUAUGUUUGUGUAUGUAUGUCUGUAUGUAUGUAUGCAUGUAUGCUUGUAUGUAUGUAUGAAUGUAUGUAUGUAUGUGUAUGUAUGUCAGUAUGUAUGUAUAUGUAUGUAGGUGUCUGUAUGUUUGUGUAUGUAUGUCUGUGUGUCUGUAUGUCCUUAUGCAUGUGUGUGUGUGUCUGUAUGUAUGUUAGUAUAUGUCUGUGUGUCACUAUGUAUGUCUGUGUGUCUGCAUAUAUGAGCAUUUCUGUUUCAGUAUGUAUGUGUCAGCAUGUAUGCCUAUAUGUGUGUUUGCCUGUUUCAGUAUGUAUGUGUGUGUGUGUCAUUAUGUGUGUAUUUUUGUGUGUGUGUAUCUGUGUCCUUUUGAAUCAGUGCGUGUGUUUGUGUGUGUAGGAUUUGGAGGCGGGCCCUGUGGGCUCUUGGAGGCGAACACCCGGAGGCCCAGAAAUUUCUGAUGGUGGCCCUGAGUGUCCCUUUAAUCUUGCAAUGCAGAGAGUCCCAGUUGGAAAGUAUUGUCAGAUUUGAAGUUCUAUAUGUUGAUGCAAAUAUAAUAAAACACUUUGAAUCAUCACUUUGAUAUAUCAUUUAGUAUAAAUUAAUGGACUCUUUUGUUGGCAGAUUCUGUGUGAUCAGUACUGGCCGUCAGGCUCUGCUUUAUAUGGACCCAUUACUGUAUGCUGCAUUAAAGAGCUUCCUGGUAAAGACUGGAUCACACGCCAUUUCAAACUAAAUCAUGUAAGGAAUGCUGGCAAAUGUGUUCUAGAGUUUAUACAUGAAGUUUAUGAAAUCCUGCUCUUUUUACAAUUCAGAAAGACAAAAUUAUAGAUGAGGUGUAAAUGAGAGAUUGGGUGCUCAGUGGUGUGUGCUUAUAGAGGAGAAGGGUUACAAGCUGUUGUAGUCAAUGUUUACAAAAAGUAUGAGUUUUAGCAAGGUUUCAAUUUUCCCAAGGAAGAGCGGGUCAUUUUAGUUCAAUAAUCAAAACAGAGAAGUGCCAUUGGGGUUCUUUUUCAAUACUUAUACGUAUAUUGUUGGCUGACCUUCACUCAAUCAUUCAUUAGACCUGCAACAUCAGAAAACAGUUAUUAUUUUUUAUUGAUACAUCACUUUAUUUUAAUAGUUAGAAGGCUUGGAAGUUUGGCUUCAGGCCAUACCUCCAAGCCCUCUGCAUAGAAGAGCUGGGAUUAUUACUUCCCGGCUCUCAUACCCAGGCAUCCCAUGAUCCCAUGCGCGCACGAGGUCAUGCAUUUAGACUGGAAGAAAGGAGAUUUAGUCUAAGGCAAAGGAAAGGUUUUUUUACAGUAUGAACAAUAAGGAUGCUGAACUCUCUGGUUUUAUUAGAGUUUGCACAGAUGUUUAAACAGCUAUUGGAUAAAUACUUGCAAAAACACAAUAUUCAGGCAUACCAUUUUUAAUUAGUGGCUUUAUAGCUUAAUGAUUCAAGGAGAUAUCUGCUAUUCUGGAGUGAAGACAUAUUUUUUUCCUAGGUCAUUGCAAAACUGUAUAUCGUUUCAAACUGGGUUUUUUGCUUUCUUUUAGAUCAAUAGCAAAAACAGAUGUGAGAAAGGUUGAACUUGCUGGACACAUGUCUCUUUUUCAGCUAUGUAACUAUGUAACAAGGAUAAGCCUAAAACUUACUAGGGACAUGGAGACUUUAGUGCUUAAACAUGCAUUCUUAACAUUAUAGUUUCCCUUUAAGAACAAACUGUGUGUGUUUUGUUAUAGGUUGCAGAUUCUCAGGUGAGGCACGUAUCUCAUUUACAUUAUACACGUUGGCCUGAUCGUGGUAUUCCUGAAUCUCCAGCGCCCCUGGUAAAUUUUGUGUUGAUGAUGAGGAAGAUGAUGGAGGCUGCAAAAUAUUGUGGACCCACGGUAUUGCACUGCAGGUAAAUUGAAUAUCUUUUUAAACAUGGGAUCCUUUCACAAUCCAGUGAGUCUGCACUUCAACCAGUCAAUCAUUCAGUGAAGAGUUUGUCUAGGCGAGCCUGGCUUAUCAUUCCACUAAUUAAUUUAUGCAUAUUCCAACAAUCUGUGGAAAAAUAAGCUGUACUGAUUAUACACUGCCGCAUUGGUCUCCUCCCAUUACGGCAGCUACUUAAUGUUUUGUUCAAUGAUCGGUGGUAGUUACUAGACUGAUGUUAAUCCACUCGGUGAUUUACAACUAUAAAUGUCAAGGGGCUAUAAAAAGGAGUGCUGCUAAACACUCUCAAUGUGGAAAUCCAUUUUACAGGUUGAGUGGUUGUUGAAAGCAUUUUCUGUCUCCAUUGCUUGCACAAACUGCAAAAAGGCAGCACCAGCAAUGGUAUAUCAGUGUGUAUCUGUGGUAGGGAUUAUCUCAGUUCCUUCAAUUAAUAACCUACAUGUAACAUAUUUCUUAUAAAUAACUCCUUUAAUUUUAACUUUUAUAGUUUAUCAUUAAUGUUCCAAAAGUAUAGCUCUAGACUAGUGGAAUACAAGUUUUAUUAGAUACAAACGACUCAUUCAGAAUGUAUAGGAUCUGAUUCUCAGGGUGUUUGGAAAAAUGUGCUCAUGAGUGUACUACGGGCACUGGUUCUUGGGACACAAAAUUGAAUCCUCUCAAUUUUUUCAGUGGGUCUCCAAUGCUUGACCAACAGGCACAUCACAAAACAGUGGUUAAAACGAUUUUGGCAGUAUUUUGCACUUUUACUAGAUAUUUUUUCAUAUAAAUUUACUUUUUUAUAUAUUAUUUUUUAUAAUAUUAUUAUAUAUUAUUUAACAAACUUAACUUUGGAAAAAUCUACUACAUGUAUAGAAUACCUCGAAGCUUCUAAUAAAAUACUCUAAAUUGGAACUUAACUCCAGACAGACGGUCAAAAUGUGUACCGAAAUUGAUCCUCAGAUUACCAACAUUCAUGUGGCUCCAGGUGUAUAAUGGAUCAUAUCUUCUGGACCGGUUUGAUUAUUCCACCCUUAAGGGAUGAGGUUUUCUCCAUAAUUAAUGUUGUUAUCCAUUAUAUUCCUUCCAAGUAUGAACCUAGCUUUAUUUGUUUUUGUUUUUCCUGACAAGAUAAAUUGGAAUGUAAAGAUUUUAAUUUCUAUCAUUUUCUUAUUGGCUCAUUUACUCAUUGCAAGGGCUUGCAAUCAAAUACCAUCCCCUACUUUCUUAUAAAUUAUUCCAUUAAUAGACCACAUAGUAUCUAUGGAGUGCACAGCACACCUAGCUCUUGGUUCUCAUACCAAAUAUAAAAAAGCUAUUGAACCCUUACAAUUUUGGAAUCCCUAAGUCUUUUAAGUGAUAUUGUAUUAUACUCUGGUAUACACAUUACUUCAUGAGAAGACUGUGUAACUAUCACAUGCAAGUUGUUCUGUUAAUGUUAAUUUGUUAUACUUAACUUGACUUGUACUUUAUAUGACUGUAUGCAUGAUGUAAGUGUGGCGGUACCAACCUCGCCACUGUGCACUGGAGAAGCCUGGUUGCUCGCCUGCUCCCUUUAGAUUAUGGCCCUGCAGUUCAGAGCUGUUAUUCUCCCUGCUGAAAGGUUUAUUCGUGCCUUUCUGCCAGGGUGUUCGGUAGAUUCCAUCUACUGAACAAACUACCGAACGAUGGACCACCUGGGAGCUGGAGUGUGCUGUCAAUUGACCGCCCAGAAGCUGCGGUUAACCGCAGCUUAAUUGAUGAACGCUGGGUGGCCGUUGUUCGUCUGCCGAACACGUGGCAGCGGCCAUUUUACCUCCCGAACGGCCAGCGGUGUUCAGCGCCCAAACUAUGGAACUGAAAACGGACACUUAUUGGCGCGAACACCGCUGAGCCGCCAGCCUCCUUACCUUCCCAUUCGGUAAGCAGAACCGAAUGACUGUUCACUCGGUAGUUUCGCUGGAUGAACAGCAUCCCUCAGAUAGCUAAGCAAUGGAGCCUAUUCGUGCAACGAAAGACUAGGGGAAAGACUUUGGCUCCAUGGCGAUUGAACUGUAUGUAUGUGAUCUGAGCGCCAUUCGGUAGUAAUGUGUGCUCAGAUCUAAGCUAUCUGGGGAUAUGUAGAAUGUAUAUGUUUUAGGUAAUAAAUGUGACUGUAUGUAAUUUGAUGUCUUUUACUGUAUUGUUACUGCCAUGAGGUUAAUGGAGUUUUGCCUCUGUCCUGGGAGAUAAGUGGAUUACUUCCCCAAUUAUCUCCAGGACAGAGAGGAGGGAUUGUGAUGUAAUUGUGGGAGUGUUAAAGGUGUAUGUCUGUGAUUUGGUCCCCUAGGGGAGUGUCCACCAGGUGGGAGACCUGCAUAAAAGCCGGGCAGUUAGCCCCAGUAAACCAGGUUCUACUUCACCCUCAAUUUGGAGUCCUGUCUCUAAUUGGGGGAAUCUGCUACAAGGGAUUGCAAUGCUCUGCAUAUUCCCUUGCUUUAAUCAUUCCUAAAUUCUUGUAAGAGCUUGUUCCUGCUUCACUUUCAAGGAAGAGAGGUUCGGCCUGCGGUGGUUGUGGUGUCGGCUAGAGUGCUUGGGGUCCUCAAGAAGCGCUAGGAGCAUCCUUCAAUGGAGGUACCCAGUUGGGGUGCCAGGUGAUCCGUUACAAUUGGUGGCAAGCGGCGGGAUCGUUCCCACAGACCAGAAGGACAGCUACAAGACAACACCAGGGCUUGGAUUACAGAUAGAGGGAUAGAGCUAGCUACCGUGCAGUGUCCCUAUCUACUACAGCAUGGAGCGAGCAAGACCCUGCAUAGAAUCCUGCGAAGGACACCUCAACCUGACACGUCCCUACGAGGGCGACGCUUACCGGGAAGAGGUAAAGAGGCGGUUGGUCUGGUAUGGCCCAGACCCUUCGAACGAGGUGGUCUUCCAAGUAAUGCACCAGUUGAAUGCUGAGAACCUUGCGACAAUGGUCUUUGAACAAAAACAGCAGCAGAGUGAGUUACAGGGAGCCAAAGGUGUCGUCCUUCCUCCCCAGCAGCCGAGUGAGUUACAGGGAGCCAAAGGUGUCGUCCCUCCUCCCCAGCAGCAGUGUGUAUUACAGUGAGCUGAAGGUGUCGUCCUUCCUCCCCAGCGGCAGAGUGAGUUACAGGGAGCCAAAGGUAUCGUCCUUCCUCCCCAGCGGCAGUGUGUGUCCCAGGGAGCUGAAGGUGCCGUCCUUCCUCCCCAGCGGCAGUGUGUGUCCCAGGGAGCUGAAGGUGUCUUCCUUCCUCCCCAGCGGCAGUGUGUGUCCCAGGGAGCUGAAGGUAUCGUCCUUCCUCCCCAGCCCAGGCAGUGUGUGUCCCAGGGAGCUGAAGGUGUCUUCCUUCCUCCCCAGCGGCAGUGUGUGUCCCAGGGAGCUGAAGGUGUCUCCUUCCUCCCCAGCGGCAGUGUGUGUCCCAGGGAGCUGAAGGUGCGUCCUUCCUCCCCAGCGGCAGUGUGUGUCCCAGGAGCUGAAGGUGCCGUCCUUCCUCCCCAGCGGCAGUGUGUGUCAGGGAGCUGAAGGUGUCGUCCUUCCUCCCCAGGGCAGUGUGUGUCCCAGGGAGCUGAAGGUGUCUUCCUUCCUCCCCAGCGGCAGUGUGUGUCCCAGGGAGCUGAAGGUAUCGUCCUUCCUCCCCAGCGGCAGUGUGUGUCCCAGGGAGCUGAAGGUGCGUCCUUCCUCCCCAGCGGCAGUGUGUGUCCCAGGGAGCUGAAGGUGUCGUCCUUCCUCCCCAGCAGCAGUGUGUGUCCCAGGGAGCUGAAGGUGUCUUCCUUCCUCCCCAGCGGCAGUGUGUGUCCCAGGGAGCUGAAGGUGCCGUCCUUCCUCCCCAGCGGCAGUGUGUGUCCCAGGGAGCUGAAGGUGUAGUCCUUCCUCCCCAGCGGCAGGGUGUCCUGCAGGGAGCAGAGAACGUCGGUCUCGCACCCCAGCAGCAGGACAAAAUACUGAAAGUGGAGACGGUCGGUCCCCCUCUCCACCAGCAGAGAGAGUGUCAGGGAGAGGAGCCUGCUAUCCCCUCUCCCCAGCGGCUGAAAGGAUAUAUGGGAGAGGAGCUGGUUACCCCCUUUCCCCAGCGGCAGCUUGACAUACCCAGUGGAGACAGUAAGCCCCACGGCCAUGCAGAUGGGACCAUGGUCUCUGCACUUACAGCACAGGGGGUAGGGACAGUCGAUCCUACCCCCCCAGCGACCGGGCUCUUUAGCCAAAGGGGAGACAGUCGGUCUCCCCCUCCGGCAGCAGAGCUGUGUAUCCAAAGUGGAGACAGUCGGUCUCCCCCUUCAGCCACCAGGCUCCAACCAGACUACUCCCGUGGUAGUGCUGACACCAGGGGGCUUACAUGUAAAGUAGAUAAACUUAUAAAUGUAUAUAAACAUGUUUUUUUUUUCUUCAAUCAAUGGAUGUUUUACAAGAGAUGUAUAAAAUAAAUGAGGUAAUACAACACAGUAAAUUAUACCUCCUUAUAAAGAAGAGGUAAACUGGUGGAACAAGAGCCAAAUGGAGGGAAGGGGAAAAGGGGGAAGAAAGGGAUUUAUGUUAAGACGAUUAGAAAGACAUCUCUCUCCAUAUUUUGUGAUAGAUAGGGAUGAAUAAUACAAAAUAAAAUAGAAAACAACACAGUUAUGGAAAAUGCACGGAGACAAAUAGAGGGAUAAACGAAAACUGGAUAAAUAAGUUUAAAAGAAAAGGGAUCAAAAUUCACUACACACUAACAUAUUAGAAAGGACAAAGAAUAAGAAGGUCAAUAAAAUUAAGCAAUUUUUCUUAAGAUAGAUAAAAAUUAACACACAAUUGAUUACAAAAUUAAAACACAUUAAGGUUAUAGGAUUGGGAGGUUUUUCUCUCCUGUCUUUUUUUUAGUUUUUUGUGUGUUUUGUUAUUUAUUAUUAUUAUUACUUUCUUUUCUUCCUUCCCUUUUUUUUUUUUUAUUUCAACCAAUAGAGGUUUCACAAUAGAGGUAAAACAGAAAUGAGGUAAUACAAAACAGCUAAUUAUACCUCCUUAUAAAGAAGAAGAAAAAGGGUUGGAAAAGAAGCUAAAGGGAGGGAGAAAAGGGGAAAGGAAAGGAUUUAUGAGAAGACGAUUAGAAAGACAAUGAAGGAGGUGAAACCUUUAUCUCUUUCUGUCCAACUCUCCCCAUAUAUAGUGACAGACAGGGAUGAAUAAUAGAAUCUAAAAUAGAAAAAGACACAGUCAUGAAAACGUUGCACAGAGAAGAAAAAAGAGGGUAAAAUGAAAAUUCUAACACAUUAAUAAAAAAAUUCUGAAAGAAAAGGGAUAAAACUCACUAUACACUAAUAUAUUAGAAAGAACACAGAACAAGAAGGCUCAAUCAAAUUAAGCAAUUUUUCUUUUAUAGAAGAUAAAGUAAGAUAUAUAAAAAUUGACACACAAUAAAUCACUAAAUUAAGACACAUUAAGGUUAUAGGAUUGGGAGGUUUUUCUCUCCUAUUUUCUCUUUUUUUUCGUUCUCUUUCCUUUUAUAUUUUGUGGCUUGUUGUCUAUACAUUUGCACUGAGAAAAUUGAUAUAUGGAAAUACUUGCUAAUAAGUAAGGAUAAUAAGGCAUAUGGAUUAAGUAGAUGGAAGAGGGAAAAGGAAGAAAGGAAAAAGUAAUAGGGAAGAGGUUUAAGGUUAUUAAAAAUGAUACAUAUUUUGACAAUAGGACAUGUGAAACUGCCUAAUUUAUAUUUGUAAUAUUUUAACUGUAUUAUAAUUUUUUUUUAUUUACCUCUCCCCCCCUUCUUUUAUAAUUGUAACCCUACCCUCUUCGGGCUCUAGAUAAAAAGCGGCCUGCCGGUCUAAGGCUAGAGUAAAAAUCUCAAAUAACUUUAUAUACUUUGGUUAGGUAUAGUUUUGUUUUCACAUCUGGGGAUAUAGGAUGUGGAACUCUGUCCCCUACAUGGGUGGUUGGAGAUGGAUUUUCUCAUGUGUUUUUUUACAUGAGGUUAUAUGUUUUUAAAUGUUGUAUAGUCUAUGUAUAUGUUUUUGUAAGAAUGUGCCAAGGAAAUGUCAUACAUAAAUGUAGGUUGAUAUUCAAUGGUUAAAAUUUUGAUGCUUAAUGCUCAGGGGCUAAAUAACCCACAUAACAGAUCUGUGGUAUAUGAUUAUAUCAAACAAGGAGCUAAAAUUAUAUUUUUGCAAGAAAAAAGAUAUAAAACGCUUUAUGAUUUAUCCCAAACCGAUUUAUUAUUACAUUAUGUUCCUCAUUAGAGUAUAAAAAGAAAUGUGGAGUUGCUCUUUUAAUAACGAAUGAUAUGGAUAUACAGAUUACUUAUCAAGAUAUAUAUAAAAACGGAAGGUACAUUAUACUAAUAUGUAAAAUACAAAAUCAAGAGUUUACACUCCUUAACCCCUAUGCACCUAACGUUAACACCACUAGUUUCUUACAAAAGAUAUUCUACAAAAUAGAUAGUAUCAGAGGAGACUUCAAUUGGACAGAAAUUCAGUGGGAGGCACUCCCCAACAUAGGAAAGGCAAACAUAUGACAAAUCAAUUUAACUCGAAAUUACACAAAUAUGCUCUAUUACACCUAUGGAGGAUUCCCCAUCCUCAAGAGACAGAUUUCACCUGGUUCUCUAAAGUACAUUAUACGUAUUCUAGGCUAGAUUUAUUUUUGAGCAAUACAGAGAACAUACAAGACUAAGAAGAUACUAAUUCAGGAGGUCACUUGGUCAGACCAUAACCCGGUCAUUUUAGACCUUAAAUAAGCCCUGUAAAUAAGAAAUAGUUGGAGGUUAAAUGACCUUCUUAAAAAAAACACCUCAGGAUAUAGAGAACAUAAAAGAAAUAACAAAACAUUUUUUCAAAGAUAACAAAAAUAAAGGUAUAUGUGAUACAGUAGUAUUGUGUGCAUACAAAGCAGUCUUGAGGGGGCACCUUAUAAAAAUUGGCUCAAUUAUAAACAGAAAUAGUGGUUCUUCUUUGACAGAAUUAUAUUUAUCCUUAUAUGAAAUAACAAAAUCUAACAACAGUAACCCCUCUGUAGAUACAAGUGGAAAAAUAGCAAAUAUAAAGGAAAGAAUUAACAAAAUACUACUGCAGAAAACUAUUAAAAAAACUAGAAUCCUUAAAAAUAAAAUGUUAUUACAGAGGUAAUCGGGCAAAUAAUAUGCUCACAAAUAAAGUUAAAGGGAAAAAAUUGACCUCUGUGGUACAGAGAAUUAUCACAGAAUAAGGAUUACAAUUAGUGAUGUCGCGAACCGUUCGCGAAUUUGCCGCGAACGGUUCGCCACGGUUUGCCACGAACCGUUCGUGGCGAACUCUGGUCAGCUGACACAUCCCUGCCAAUCUCCGGCAGACCCUCCCUCCCAGACCCUCCUCCUUCCUGGACAGCAUCCAUGUUGAAGGCAUUUGUGUAUGUCAGAAUAUAUGUAUGUAAUAAUACGCAACUUGAAAUGAUUUAUACUUAUUUCUGAUACAAUAAUCAAUAAAUAAAUCAAUUUUAAAAAAACAAUUCUACCCUGUAAAAAGGAAAUUCUUGCCAUACAAAGAUUGAUAAGUCAAGGGUACAAGCUAAUCUAAAUUUAGAAUUUUCAGAAAUAAGGGGAGAUUUAUCAAGAUGAAAGAUAUGCUAUAUUGGUGCAAAGUGCUAAAUGUUGACAGACAAAUUAUAGGUUUCCAUGGUGAUUGCUCCUCAUUUUGGGACCAUGCCAUAUAAUAGUACAUGUUUUGCCUUGAUAAAUCUCCUCCUCGUUUUUGUUGUUCUGUCUGUGCACAAAUGUACAUUUACAUCUACAUUUGUCUUCAUCUUCUGUCUUUUAAACAAAUCCCUCCUAGUGCUGGUGUUGGGCGCACUGGAACACUCAUAGCUCUGGAUGUGGCACUGCAGCAGAUGAGAGCUGAAAGCUGUGUUGACGUAUUUAGCACUGUGUAUCAAAUGCGACUCAGCAGGUACCUGAUGGUGCAGACAGUGGUAAGUGUCAAGACUUACAAGGGGUUAUCGCUACCAUCCCCAUGGCAAUUUAUAAAUGAAAUGCCUUUAGUUCUCCCAAAUAAAUUAAAAGAACACCCAAACACAAGCUAGCAAAAUAUUUAUGCAAUCAAAAAUACUACUAAAUAGGUCUCUUCAGUUAACAAAUUCUUUACCAAACAAAAGGCAGAACUUAAUGAAGAAAUAUUUAUUAUGAACAAAAUAGUCACAGUGUAUACAUAAACAUUGAUGAUAAACAAAUGAUUUAAACCAACAAACAAUUAAAAAUAAAAAGGAGAAAUUAAUAGAAAAUACUAGUUUCUCACUUUGCAAGUACAGGAAGUAAUUCCUGUUCCCGGGGGCUCAAGCAAGGAAAAUGACAACUUACUCAAAAUUGAAUCUUGUCCUCUAAAAAGCACAUGGAUCAUUUUAAAGUCACAGCUUUUUUUUUUUAAUUGGAAAAAAUAAAUGUACAUUGAACAAAAUUAUAAACGCAACACUUGUUUUUUCCCCCAUUUUUAAUAAGCUGAACUCAAAGAUCUAAGACUUUUUCGAUGUACACAAAAGGCCUAUUUCUCUCAAAUAUUGUUCACAAAUCUGUCUAAAUCUGUGUUAUUGAGCACUUGUUCUUUGCCGAGAUAAUCCAUCCACCUCACAGGUGUGGCAUAUCAAGAUGCUGAUUAGUUUGUGAAGAUUCAAGAUGGGUCUCUAUUCUCCUGAUGCCUUCCGGGUCAAACAAAUUCUUAAGUGGUAACCUAAUUCUUUAUUUCCAUGAGGAAUAGGGCAGGUUACUUAUUUUGUCAAGAAUGAGGUUGUGAAGAGAUGAAUAGCAUUUGCCUUUUUUAGAUCUAGAGGAUUCUGGAUUGUUAGAAACCGGGCAUAAAGGAUGGAAGAGAAUUCCAAAAAUAGCCUUUGCUUAGAAUUUUUCAAACCCAUUUGUCAAUGAUCAAGUGGGCCCAUCCAGGACAAUUGAGAACAUCCAGGAUUAUUGCACAGGUGUGCCUUAGGCUGGCCACAAUAAAAGGCCACUCCAAAAUGUGCAGUUUUACUGUAUUGGAGGGUUCCUGAGGGGGAGGGAUGGGCUGAGUGAAGUUGCAGGAUAUUGGCAGGACCUGCAACACGCUGUUGUAUACUCCGAUCCAGAGCAUCCCAAACAUGCUCGUUGAGUAUGCUGGCCAUGCAAGAAUUGGGAUGUUUUCAGCUUACAGGAAUUGUGUACAGAUCUUUGCAACAUGGGGCCGUGCAUUAUCAUGCUGCAACAUGAGUUGAUGGUCGUGGAUGAAUGGCACAACAAUGGGCCUCAGGAUCUCAUCACGGUAUCUCUGUGCAUUCAAAAUGCCAUCAAUAAAAUGCCCCUGUGUUCAUUGUCCAUAACAUAAGCCUCCCCAUACCAUAACCCCGCCACCACCAUGGGCCACUCCAUCCACAACAAUCAGCAAACUGCUCAUCCACAUGACACCAUACACACUGUCUGCCAUCUGCCCUGUACAAUGAAAACCAGGAUUCAUCCAUGAAGAGAACACCUCUCUAAAGUGCCAGACAUCAUCAAAUGUGAGCAUUUGCCCACUCAAGUCGGUUAUGACGAUGAACUGCAUUCAUGUCGAGACUCCGAUGAGGACGACGAGCAAGCAGAUGAGCUUCCCUGAGACAGUUUCUGACAGUUUGUGCAGAAAUUCUUUGGUUAUGCACACCAAUUGUUGCAGCAGCUGUCUGGGUGGCUGGUCUCAGACGAUCUUGGAGGUGAAGAUGCUGGAUGUGGAGGUCCUGGGCUGAUGUGGUUACACGUGGUCUGUGGUUGUGAGGCCAGUUGGAUGUACUGCCAAAUUCUCUGAAACGCCUUUGGAGACAGUUUAUUGUAGAGAAAUGAACAUACAAUUCACGGGCAACAGCUCUGGUGGAAAUUCUUGCAGUCAGCGUGCCAAUUGCAUGCUCCCUCAAAACUUGCGACAUCUGUGGCAUUGUGCUUUGUGAUAAAACUGCACAUUUUAGAGUGGCCUUUUAUUGUGGCCAGCCUAAGGCACACCUUUGCAAUAAUCAUGCUGUCUAAUCAGCAUCUUGAUAUGCCACACCUGUGAGGUGGAUGGAUUAUCUCGGCAAAGGAGAAGUGCUCACUAAUACAGACUUAGACAGAUUUGUGAACAAUAUUUGAGAAAAAUAGGCCUUUUGUGUACAAAGAAAAAGUCUUAGAUCAUGAAAAAUGGGGCAAAAACAAGUGUUGCGUUUAUAAUUUUUUGUUCAGUGUAGUCAGGGCCGGCGUAGGGGUGUGCGAGCUGUGCGGCCGCACAGGGCGCCGUGGAGCAGUGGGGGCCAUGUGGCUGACACAGCUCACACAUGGCCGGCUAAACGGGUGGAGGAUUUCAUUAUUCUCCACCCGGGCUUAGAAAAAAACUCCCAGCAUUGCGGUGGGGGCGGGGCUUACCUUGUGGCGGGGGCAGAGCUAAAAUGACGGCUGCAUGGGAAGCAGGAAGGAGUCCCUGCUUCCCCAACAACCAGACCCCAGGAGCUGCACUGCCUCCCCUUUUCCCAGACCGUAAAGGACAGAGGUAACCAUGUAUGACUGUCUGUUUGUGAGUGUGUGUGAGUAUGUGCAACUGUCUGCCUUUGUGUGUGUGAGUACUUGUGUGUGUGGCUGUCUGCCUGUGUGUGUGUGUGUGGCUGUCUGCCUGUGUGUGUGUGUGUGUGUAGCUGUCUGCCUGUGUGUGUGCGUAUGACUGUCUGCCUGUGUGUGAGUACCUGUGUGUAUGGCUGUCUGCCUGUGUGGCUGUCUGCCUGUGUGUGUGUGUGUGCGCCUGUGUGACUGUCUGCCUGUGUGUGUGUGGCUGUCUGCCUCUGUCUGUGUGAGUACCUGUGUGUGGCUGUCUGCCUCUGUCUGUGUGUGUUUGAAUACCUGCCUCUGUGUGUGUGACUGUCUGUGUGUGAAGCUGUCUGUGUGUGUGUGUGUGUGUGUGUGUGUGUGUGACUGUCUGCCUCUGUGUAUGUGACUGUCUGCAUGUAACUGUGUGUGUGUGUGUGUGUGAGACUGUAUGUGUGGCUGUAUGUAUGUGACUGUCUGUCUGUACCUGUGUGUGUUUGUCAUUGUCUGCCUGUAACUGUGUGUGUACAUGUGUGUUACUGUCUGAUUGUAAUUGUGUGUGCGUGUGACUGUCUGCCUGUAACUGUGUGUGUGACUGUAUGUAACUGUGUGUUACUGACUGUAUGUAACUGUGUGUUACUGUCUGCCUGUAACUGUGUGAGUGUGUUUAUCUGCCUGUAACUGUUUGUUUCUGCCUGAUCCUGUGUAUUUGACAGUAUCUAUGUAUAGCUGUGUGCAUCUGACUGUGGAACUGUGUGCAUGUGACUCUGCAGUCUGACACAUCUGGCAUGCACUUCUGUUGACUGUAGACCAUAAGUAGCUGUCUUCCUAGCUCCGGCCAAUCAAAUUACUGCCGCAGAUUACCACAGGACACUGCAAGUCCCUGAGCUUGCGAGACAGUUACCAAUGGUCUGCACCCAGAUCAGCAUUCCCCUCUCCCAACUAGGUAACAACAGGAAAUGAGGAAUUAAUAUUUGUUUUUAAAUCAUUAUUUAUUUAAUACACUAUAAAAAGAAUGAUGGGGGGGGGGGGGCACUGCGAAAAAGAUUCGCACAGGGCGCCUAAGGGCCUAAGUCCGGCCCUGAGUGUAGUUACAAUUUAUCUCGUACAAUUUCAAUAUGGACAAGGAAUUGCAAAAACAUAUACACAUGCAGACAUAUAUACAUAUCUUGUAAUAUUAAUGCUAGUAAUUUAGUGUUUAUUGUAUCUCCAUCUGUACAUCAGAUAUUACUUAAAUAUUCGUUUGUCUCUUUUAUAAGCAGACUUAUAUCAUAGACAAUUACUAACAAAAAAAGAAUCACAAAUUGUGCUGAAAGAAAAGUAAAAUCUAGAAAAUGAUCAAGGCGGUCCUAAGAAGUCAUUAAUUGUUCCCUAGUUUUGUGACCCAUAUAUGUUUUAUACCCUCUGUGCCCAUUUCGAGUUUCCAAGUCAAAGUUACUGUAAGAACUCUAUAUUGAUUACACCUUCCCUCUCACCUUAAACACCAAUCUAUAUAAUAGAGCUUAUUUAAAAAUGUUUUAAUCUCUUGCUGUACACCUAGCACAGAAAUGAUUUUUACAUCUGUCACAAUUUAUCUUUUCCAAAGACGUCUUAUUAGACUCAUCUGCAACUAAGAACUCCCACAAAUGGCUUAAGGUGCAAGGGCCAUAUUUUUACUUCUUUUGUAAGGAACACCUUCAGCAUUCUGAAUAUGUAUAGCAGAAUGCAUCAUAAUUAGAGAUGUCGCGAACGGUUCGCCACGGUUCGCGGCAAACUCCGGUCAGCUGACACAUCCCAGCCAAUCUCCAGCAGACCCUCCCUCCCAGACCCUCCUACUUCCUGGACAGCAUCCAUGUUGAAGGCAGCUUCAACAUGGAUGCUGUCCAGGAGGUGGGAGGGUCUGGGAGGGAGGGUCUGCCGGAGAUUGGCAGGGAUGUGUCAGCUGACCGGAGUUCGCCACGAACGGUUCGUGGCGAACCGUUCGCGAGAAAUUCGCUGAUGGUUCGCGACAUCUCUAAUCAUAAUUCGUCUCAGGAUGAUUAUUCAUUUAUUUUGAAUAUGGCUCUAAGCAGAGAAUUGUUUCCUGACGGCAAACUGUCGAUUAGCAUUUCAAAUAAAAACCAAAAUGUGCUUAGUUAGUAAGUUUGCGAAAAAGUACAUAUAAAUGCCCUUUGGGUUCAAUAUUUUACACCUGGCCAAAGGGACAGAGCUGGAUGUUUGGCCUCAUAUGAAAGAAUCAAAUUUUCAGCUUUUUCUGUGAUCUGAUACAUAGCACAUAGCAGCCAAAAUAAAGAGACACUCCAGGCAUCAAAACAACUUCAUCUAAAUGAAGUUGUUAUGGUGCCAGGAGGCCCCUGUUGGCCCUUUUGAAGUUGUUAUGGUUCCAGGAGGCCCCUGUUGGCACUCUUACCUCAACCGUUUAACCCCAACAGGGUUAACCCGAACAGUUUAACCACAAAGUUGCCUCCAGUAGGGAUGUCCAUUCUCCCUCAGGAGGCAUCCAGCUUCUGCAUUUUUAGAUUCAGGAAUUGUGGAGUGCUGCUGGACUCUCAGACCAUCAGUGACUACACAUUUACUAAACUGGCUUGGAUCAGCAGCUUCACUGCCCUAGAGCACUCAACACUUCCUGAAUCUGAAAAUUCAGAAGCCAGAUGCUGCCUGGGGGAAGUGGACAAUGCUGGAGAAAUGGACAAUGCUCCUGGAGGCAACCGAGAAUGGUUUAACCCCUUGAGGUAAGAGUGUCUCCGGAGACCUCAUGGGGGUUAAACCGUUCUCGGUUGCCUCCAGGAGUAUUGUCUACUUACCCCAGGUGGCAAUUAAGUUGUUUUGGUGCCUGGAGUGUCCCAUUAACCCUGAUAAUACACACAUAUAAGCAUGCUAGACUAAUAUUACAUCUUGGUUUGUAGGAGCAAUAUAUUUUUGUGCAUCGCUGUAUUCUUGAAAAGAUAAUGCAAGAGAAGGAAUAUAGCAACCACAAAU
Messenger RNA from Pelobates cultripes (western spadefoot toad), 27207 nucleotides. Lineage: Eukaryota; Metazoa; Chordata; Amphibia; Anura; Pelobatidae. The record is from the annotation of a GenBank genome assembly.